Molecule: messenger RNA, 1819 nt
Organism: Temnothorax curvispinosus
Lineage: Eukaryota; Metazoa; Arthropoda; Insecta; Hymenoptera; Formicidae
Product: abscission/NoCut checkpoint regulator-like
Exons: 6
Coding region: 117-1175 (352 amino acids)
Biological process (GO): mitotic cytokinesis checkpoint signaling; abscission
Cellular component (GO): centrosome; cleavage furrow; midbody
Molecular function (GO): phosphatidylinositol-3-phosphate binding
Source: RefSeq, a predicted model, not a curated record
AAAAAAAAAAGUAAUGCGAAGAACCGUCAAAAUUGGUCAAAAUCUUCUGGUGCACGUUUUGAAACAUUUUUAAUAGGUUGUCCGUUAUAUAAUUUUUCUUGUCAUUGCGAGAGGGAAUGUCCUGCAACACGUGCCAAGUGAAAUUUUCGUUCUUCGUGAAAGACAUCGGUUGCCCGGGCUGCGGCUAUUCUUGCUGUAGAAAAUGCCUCAAGUACAAAUGCAAUAUUCCUGAUGUAGGGAGAAGGAAAGUUUGCGGACGUUGUCACAACAAGCUAAGCAAAAUGAAGAAAUCGAGUCCCACGGAUAAUUCCGUGGACGGUGCUGUUACGCCUAACGUGAGCGAUGAGCCACUCGCGCCAAUUGACAUCACUAUGAAGCUGAAUUUGCUGGAGAAUCCGGUAAAGCCUCCAAUAGUGAUAUACAAACAUACGAAUCGCUGGGACAAACUCAAGGUGGGAUUAGAGCCGGCUGAUCAACAGAUCGUAGACAGGCUACGAAAGCUGAAAGACGAGGAACGGAACAUUCCAUUGCCUACUGUCGAGGAGAUAAAGCAAAGACUGGCGUUGUUGAAGGAUCAAAGUCCAGAGGCCGGUGGAAGUAGUGUUAUAGAUAUACAUCGGGUGGAUACUAGAACGGAUCAGGAAAAGGCGGAUGAUUUGAUACAGGAGUACCUUGCGCAAAUAGAACUACCUUCCACUAGCGAUCUUUGUAAGGAUUUUGAGAGACUCGACUUCUUACGGGAUGACGGCGGUAAAACUCGUUUUGAUCAAGGCUUGGAGGAAAAGAUUAACACUUACAAGAUCUUUGACAGAACAAACGAUGAUGUAGAGUUAAUUAACAAAGUUUCAACUAUGGCAGAAGCUUCGUCAACAGAGACUUCUCCAAACGUGAAAGACGAGGAUGGAGACGAGGAUGAAGAUGAAGAUGAGGAAGAAAAUGAGUGCGUCAUGUGUUUCCGGAAUGCGAAUAAAUUGGAUCUAUAUAGAUGUACGGGUUGUACAGGCGAUCUCUACUGUCCCGCAUGUUUCGAGAGUUCCCAUGAUGAAAGUGAAAUGAUUGACGAGCAUAAGGCAGUUCGCUUUAUCAAGAAAAAUAAGGGAGAUAAAUUGUCUUCUGCAAAGAUGAGCCUUAUACAGAAACUAUUGACGUCAGAUAGUCAGAAGAACAAUCACUGAUAAUAAUUCAUUACUGCGCAUUAUGCGAAAACAUUCUUCAGAGACAACCUUAUGAUUUUAUGCUCAUUUACAGCGUUAAUUUAAUCACACUUGAAUGUUGUACGCACAUGAGACUAAAAUCGGAGAAAUGCUCCUAACAAACAUAUAAAAUAAUUUAAAGAUUUCUCUAAUCGCUUAAUGCAGGUGAUUCUUUCAGUCUCUGGGAAUUAAAAUUACGCUUUACCGCUCGCUUUUGGCUGUGUCGUUUCGUAGUUGUGGUAAUUCUUAUUCAUUUAUUAGUUUCAUCAACUUCUUGUUUUUAGUAUUAUACAACAGAGAUAUAUAUAAUGCACGCUCGUGUACGAGUAUAGUCAGGCGUAGAUACCGCGUUUACGCUUAUAAGAACGUUCUUUAUAAUUCUACAGAAUAAAGUUAUUUUGGCUAAUUUGUAAGUUUUCAAGUCUCCCCAAUUUCUACAAGUUUUGUCUCAAACUUUAUUUUUUAAUCCGUAAUUCCAAGUGUUUUUUUUUUUUAUUGAAAAUUACAUUUGGAUAUGUGAUAAACUGUAACAUUUUCGUUCGAUUGUUUAUAGUUUUAUAGCAAUGGUCAACCAGAGAUUCCAGAGACUUGACACAAUUAUCGCGCAUAAUUCUUGCCAAUGUUUG